Molecule: messenger RNA, 1469 nt
Organism: Phyllotreta striolata
Lineage: Eukaryota; Metazoa; Arthropoda; Insecta; Coleoptera; Chrysomelidae
Source: the annotation of a GenBank genome assembly
AAUUUAGAAAAGUGCCGGCAAUUGAUCAAUUUUCCAGUUUAUUCGUGCGGAUACUUCACAAUUUAUUAUUGCAAUAUCGAAACAAAAUCAACCAGUUUGAAGCGUUCUUACAUAAAGUAAAACUUAAACUUAGAUUAUCUACACAAAAUUGGUUAGAACAUAAAUAGAGUGAAGUCCAAUUAAAUUUCAUCCAGCGACAAUGGACAGCAGAGCGAACGAAAUCCAGAAAUGGAUGAAGGAAAUAAUGGCGAGCAAGGGCAUCAGUAAUUACAAAGUACAACUGGCCGAUACGACUGCCAAAGGCGACGGUUACGUAGGCGACAUAAUCUUCCUGAAAGUAACCGCCGAUGGAGGAAGCGACAAUGAAAAAGUAUACGACAUGGUAAUAAAAACCGCGAAAGAAGACGAUAAAUUAAGAGAAGCCUGUCCAAUCGGCGACGCUUACCUCAGAGAAAUAACCGUCUACAAAGAAAUUUUCCCGGUGUUGGAAGCCUUCCAAGAGGAGUACGCCGUAAAAAAACGCUUCUCGCACUACGCCAAAGUCUACAAAUCCAUUACCGAAGACAAAAAAGAAACGCUAAUAAUGCAGAACAUGAAGAGCUUGGGAUUCGAGUUGCACGACAGGACCGUACCGCAGAACACGGACCACCUGUUGUUCGUCUAUCGCACGUACGCGAAACUGCACGGGGCCAGUUUGGCCCUGAAGGCCAAAAAGCCCGAGGUAUUCAGGCAACUGUCGGCGAUAAUGCAGGACGCCUUCACCGCCUUCUUCACCGAAUCCCAACUGCUGCGAUCCAUCCAAUUGAGCCACGUGAACGCGCUGAAGUUGCUCAGAAAGAACGGAUUGGAGCACAUGGCGCGGAAAAUCGAACAGGCCACCGGUAGCAUGGAGGAAAUGAUUAAAUCGAUGAGCGUUCUAAACGGUAAAGACGACGAAAAAGAAGGGGUGAUCGUGCACGGAGAUUGUUGGAAUAGCAACAUGAUGUUCAAAUACAAAGACGGAGACAAAUCGCGACCAAUCGACAUCAUCUACCUCGAUUUCCAGCUAUCCAGGGUAACUACUCCCAUAGUAGAUUUGUCUUACUAUCUUUACUCGGUGGCUGAUAAACCAGAUUUGGAUCGCAUAGAUUAUUUGUUCGAGGAAUACCACAAGGAACUGACCGAAUAUCUCAGACAAUACGGCUUAAAUGCAGACGAUUUCUACACGUUGGAACGAUUGAAGACGUCUUGGAGGACAUACGGAUUAUUCGGUUUGGGUUUGGGGACGUUCCUCACCAGAGUGCAGCUCUGCAAAGAUGACGAAGUGAUGGAUCUCACUGGAUCGAUAGCCGAUGGAAGCAUGAUCGUCGACGAGUUUCCCGAUAUAGAGAAACAGGAGGAGUGCGACAGAAGAGUGCUGAAUCUUCACAAGCAUUUUUACGAGAGGUUUUUAAUGUAAUUAGUCGGUAAAUAAACGUAAUCUAAUCCCA